Messenger RNA from Lodderomyces oxycetoniae, 1167 nucleotides. It is a transcript of the gene HAC1, whose product is annotated as transcription factor. The record is from RefSeq and is a predicted model, not a curated record. Gene Ontology annotation, biological process: positive regulation of transcription by RNA polymerase II. Gene Ontology annotation, molecular function: DNA-binding transcription factor activity, RNA polymerase II-specific. Bases 1 to 1167 code for a protein of 388 amino acids. NCBI's taxonomy places the organism in Eukaryota, Fungi, Ascomycota, Pichiomycetes, Serinales, Debaryomycetaceae. The transcript has a single exon.
AUGGUGGACGUAGAAGAUGCUGCAGCUGUUGUUGUUGAUCAAACUGUUACUAGCGUUGGCAGUAAUAUUACGACGACAGAUAUAGAUGCUGGCUCAUUUAAAAGCAGCUUACCUCCUAGGAAGAGAGCCAAGACGCAAGAAGAGAAGGAGCAGCGAAAAAUUGAAAGAAUAUUGAGGAAUAGAAGAGCAGCUCAUGCGUCUAGGGAGAAGAAGAGGAAACAUGUUGAGUAUUUGGAAAUUUACGUUGUUAAGUUGGAGGAGAAUUUGAAGAAAUUACAGGAUGGGUAUCAAUCUGUUGUGGAAAAGUUGAAUAAACAAAAUGGGGAGUUGGAGUCAGUGACAGAAAAAAAUGUUUUUGACUUGGGAUUGGAAGAUUUGGCUGAAUUAAAGAGUCAAAUACAUUUGAAUAUGAAUGGCGGUAGAAGAAGUUGUAAAAAAGACAGUUUGAUUGAGGCAGACGAAGAGGAGUAUGAAGAGGAGGAUAUGGAUGAAGAUUCGGAGAUAAAUAGAGAAUCAUUACAGGUGGGGAAAAGUAUAGAUUUGAAACCACCUGUAAAGAAGAGGAAAUUAUCGAAGAAGAAGGAUACAAAAGUGACACAAGUUGUAUCGACUCCAACACCACUAACCGCCACGUCCCCUAAUACUAUAACUACAACUACCACCACGACAAUGACAAUGACACCAUUUGUCGAUUCUACACCUGUACAUAUCAAAGCCGAGGAUACUGAAUCCCAUUUAAAACCAGAAGCUGAUAAUACAUUUUUCAACUACUUAUCACCUGUCUCAAUACAUUCCCCAGUUAAUUCACCAAUUGAUUUGACAUUAACUGGUAACCUCAAUCCAAAUUCAAGCGAGGUAUUUGACAUGGAAACUAAUAAAAAUACGGUACUGGCAACUAUGACUCAAAUUGAUUCACCAUUAUCAAUAACAGAAGAUUCAGGACUAGCCACUACUACACCAUCAUCACCAUCAUCAUCAUCAUCACCACUACCACCACUAGCAUCGUCGUCGUCGUCUCUAAGCUCAAGUGAGUCUAACUUUUCAUUAUAUGAAACGGGGCAAAAUUCAGCAGUGAUUUUGUCAGUUGAACUAGGAAAACAAUUGCAACAAUCUACAGUGGGAAAUUUAAAUUGUAACGAAUUGGUCAAAUUGGCUAUUGCUGUUUGA